AUGUGCCGCCGGAAAUAUUGUGCCGGAGAACCUGCCGCUACUCUAACACCACCUACAGUUAACAGACAUCGCCUGCCAUCACCCUUGAGAAUUAGGUAUGCAUCGGGGGACUUUGCAGUUGAAGACGGAAUUGUAGUGGGAGAAGCCGCCGUCUUCCGCCCUUCACUGGCAACCGGCCGUUCGAUCCCGUCGCCGCUGUCCCUAACCAACGUCACGUCCAGCCCUGCCUUCACGUCUCAGGCGGCUGAAAUCGCCGGAGAACGAGCACCGAGGACCCUCCGCCGCGCGACCAUGUCUACCACAGCGUCCGUCGGCAUCGUGUCCCUCAUCUCCCGGUGGUGGCGGCGGUCGUUCUCCGACGAAAAUAUGUGCAGAUUUCAGAAAAAUCAAAGAAGGAGGCUCGAGCUCGUCACCGACAACGACGAAAGGAUUGGCCAGCCGACUGAACUCUGCGUUCAGUAUGUGAGGUGGCGGCGGCGGAGGUGGCGGCACUGCCGGAAGUGA
This is a messenger RNA of Striga asiatica, 504 nucleotides long. Lineage: Eukaryota; Viridiplantae; Streptophyta; Magnoliopsida; Lamiales; Orobanchaceae. The record is from the annotation of a GenBank genome assembly.